Carassius auratus (goldfish) is the source of this 5512-nucleotide messenger RNA. Its product is annotated as zinc finger BED domain-containing protein 4-like. Gene Ontology annotation, molecular function: protein dimerization activity; DNA binding. The transcript is spliced from 2 exons. The record is from RefSeq and is a predicted model, not a curated record. The coding region runs from base 490 to 4251 and encodes 1253 amino acids. Lineage: Eukaryota; Metazoa; Chordata; Actinopteri; Cypriniformes; Cyprinidae.
UGGUUUGAGCGUCUAUGCAUAAUGAUGCAAAGUGUAGAAUCUUUGCAUAUUUAUGACCUUUUAUCAGCUAUGGGACUGAAUGACUGUAGUUUUGUUUUAUUAACCCCGCCUACUGAAAGCCUCUAUGACGCCAUAGAGCUAUGUUUCUUCCGUUUGACACCGGAUGGCGCUACUACAACGCACUGUUUACGGCACAGGGGACAAAGCAACCAACUCGAUUUCAACACUGGAUCAACCGUACGCUCUAUUUAACCAUUUCACAGCCGAAACUUACUGAAACCCCUGGACAAGAAGAUUCUACAAAUGAACACGUGAUUUUACAGUACCCUAAAUGGAAAUCAAUAUAUCUGAUGCAUCUGGGCUCAGAUAUAACAUGUUAAAGUAAACAUUUGGAUGGAAGAAAGAGCCACAUCCAUGACACUUGAACGCUUAAAAAUCUGCUUUGAAUAGAGAAAGUUUUCUUUCACUGCAGAAAUUCUUUCUGCAAUAAUGGACAGGGAGGACGGCCUCUCACAGAACACUGAGGAUUUAAGUUAUGAGCAUAAUGGCUCCAAAGAUAUCAAGAGAAUAGAGGCCAAAGGAACCUGUUUAAAAAUUGAAGGGAAAGAUGGUUAUGUGUUUAAAUCAUACAGAAUUACUCCUCAAGAGGUACUGGAAGCAGAACCACAUACUUGUCCCCCUGAGACAUUGGCAAAUGAUUCCUCUUUGGUGUCUUUGUCAUUUGAGGGCACAGAGGAGGAUGGAUCUGACGUCGAUGAACUUUCAACAGGGGAUUCAGCAGCAGAAAGUUGUGAAAAACAUGACUCUCAAACAUCUCCAACUAUUUCAGAUAGGAGCCAGAACAUUGAAAUAAAUAAUUCAGAAAUUGAAACGAGUGUAUGUAUCAAAGCAGAACCAAAUGAAACCGGUGAAAUUGCUCCGGAUGAUGAAAAGUUGUCAUUUGAUGGGGCCUUUGGCCCCUUUGCCACCAGAGGUUAUGACGAUGAUUAUGGUAGCUUGUUCAGUGGGUACUCCAGUACUCUGUAUGAUGUUGCAAUGGAUGCUGUCACACAAAGCCUUCUAUCAUCCAUAAGAAGUCCACUAAACCCUAGAAAAAAAUCCCCUGCUUGGAACCAUUUUUUCAUAUCACCACGUGAUAGUACCAAAGCAAUCUGUAUGUACUGUAUGAAAGAGUUCAGCCGGGGUAAAAACGAGAAAGAUCUCAGUACUAGUUGUUUAAUGAGGCAUGUGCGAAGGGCUCACCCCACUGUUCUUCUGCAAGACAGUGACUCGUUAAGUAAUUUGUCCAACAAUUCACCUUCAAUACCUCCUAAUAUAUCACCAAACAAUGGAGACUUGUCUGUAAGCAUCAAGCCCCCUACAGACAACAAUACUCCACUGUCCUCCUUUCUAUCCGAGGCAACAGACAUAGUAUCCAAAGACUCUUUAAAAAAGAUCAAACCAAAAGCUGAAAAAAGCGUCAAGAAUGACUCUAGUGUGGUUCCAUCCCCACAUUCCUUAAACAACCAUAAUGAUGAUGCCUCUGACUUGGGAAGUGAAUGCCCUGGAUCAGCCCCUAAGAGCUCAAGUUCCCGACGGCGCUCUGCAGUGUGGAAACACUUUUAUUUGUCCCCUGCUGACAGCUCGAAAGCAGUGUGUAUUCACUGCAUGAAUGAGUUCAGUCGUGGCAAAAAUGGGAAAGACUUAGGGACGAGCUGCCUUAUUCGCCACAUGUGGCGGGCCCAUCGAGACAUAGUCAUUGAAGAAAAUGGACAGGGCUCAAGUAUUCCUCUCCCUUACAUCACUCCACCAACAUUGCUCUCUCGCACACACGACUCCGCAGAGGUCAAAAAGGUAUUCCUCUGUUCAUCCAACCGCUCUGAUGACAUAUCAGAUGAUGUGCCCAAUGAUGACAGUGAGCACAUGAUUCUUGAGGUUGAGGCAACUGAUACUACAUAUCGAUCUGGAGAAGAGCCCUCACAUGAUGAAAAGUUUAAACUGAAAGGGGAAAAUAUAUCUCGGUCAUCCUCACCAGAUGAACACACUGAGGAGCACAACAUAUCCCAAGAUCAGAGCUCAGUUUUUCAACAAAACAAGAAAAUAAUGAAACGGGUGAAAUCAGAAGUAUGGCAUCAUUUCAUUGUCUCUCCUGUUGACCAACUCAAAGCUUUGUGUCGGUAUUGUCCCUGUGUCAUAAGCCGUGGUAAACGAGGGGACUUUGGCACAAGCUGUUUAAUGAGACAUUUGAUGAGACGGCAUCCUGAUGUUCUCAAAAGCCAAAAAAGCACAAAUGACACAGUUUCCUCACCUCAGUCUCCCCAUUGUACUCCUGCUGCAGAGGAUGACAUGGUGACAGAUGCAACGGGUAGCCCUCCUGCUGAGAACAAACACCACACCCUGCCUGUUUUCAGCAAAAAGACUUCAAAGCUAUGGAAUCACUUUUCUAUUUCCUCUGCAGACCCAACAAAGGUGGUCUGUUUGCACUGUAGCCGCACAAUUAGCAGAGGCAAAAAGACAACCAAUUUAGGCACUAGUUGCUUAUUAAGGCACAUGCAGAGAUUUCAUGGGAAUGUGCUUGAAAUUAAUAGUAAUAUCUCAGGUGAUGUGUCAUCUGCUGAAAUUCAAAUUAAGCAGGAGCUUAUGGACAUUUCUUCUUAUGAGGAGAAUGCAGAAAAGUUCAGUGAAUGCCACCCAGCUGCCAAAAAAAUAACCAAACUCAUUGCAGAAAUGCUUGCACUGGAUCUUCAGCCAUCAACUGUAGUGGAGAAUGUUGGCCUGAACCGAUUACUGGAAUACCUCCAGCCACAGUAUUCUCUCCCUUCUUCAUCCUACUUUACCAGCACUGCAAUACCAGAAAUGUAUGGAAGCGUGAAAGAAGUAGUUCUUACCCACCUCAAGGAAGCUGAAGGUGGAAUCAUCCAUUUCACGACAAGUGUUUGGGUGAGCAGCCAAACUCAGGAGUAUUUGAUUCUUACAGCCCACUGGGUAACAUUCGAGUCUCAAGUUCUGCCUCAGGGGCAAGAUUUCCACUGCUCAGCCCUCCUUGGUGUUUCUUCAAUUGACUGUGACUACGAUGUGAUGAACGUACAAAAGCAGCUUGAAUAUCUUUGGGACACCUGGAUUGGUUCCUCUGGCCUUAAAAUUGGAUUUACUGUAACAGAUAAUCAAACUAUUGGAAGCAUUCUAGAAAGCAGUGAUCACACCGCCAUGCAGUGUUUUGUUUAUAGUAUAGACAUCAUUGUUAAUGAAGCCAUAAAAAAUCAACGGAUGGUUCAGAACUUGCUUAGUAUGGCUCGAAAAAUCUGUGAGAGAGUUCAUCGUUCUGCUAAAGCAAAGGAGAAGUUGGCAGAGCUGCAAAAAGCUUAUCUGUUACCUGAAAACCAGCUGGUUCAGGAUGUUCCUUCUAAGUGGAAAACCUCGUAUUUUAUGCUUGAGCGAUUAGUAGAACAAAAGAAAGCCAUUGAUGAGAUGUCAAUAGAGUGCAAUUUCAGGGAACUGAUAAGCUGUGACCAGUGGGAAGUCAUGCAGUCAGUCUGCAAUGCUCUUAAGCCUUUUGAGGUUGCCUGCAGAGAGAUGAGCAAUCGCACAGCAACACUAGGUCAGGUCAUUCCACUCAUUCACAUACUCAACCGAAAAAUAGAUAUGCUUUUUGAUGAGACCAUGGGGAUUGACAAUAUGCUCAAGUCUUUAAAGGAAGCAAUGGUGGCUAAAAUGUCCCCUACACUUCAUGACCCCAGGUACAUAUGGGCAACCAUGUUGGACCCAAGGUAUAAAACCUCCCUUUUUACUGAGGAAGAAGCAGAGCAGUGUAAGCAUGACCUCAUACAAGAGCUUGAGGUGUCUUCAUCUAACUCUGUGGAGACAAAACCACCACUAUCAAAUGGAUGCAGUGAAAUUCCAGCUUCAUCAAACAGCUUGGCCUCAAGCAAAGAAAACCUCUGGGCUCUUAUGGAUGACAUUAGACAGAGAAUCAAGCAGGAGGAGAGACCAAAAUCAUUGGAGCUUGCAGUGCUGGAGUAUUUGGAGGAAGACAUUCUUGACCAGAGUUGUGAUCCUCUGAAUUAUUGGAACCUAAAGAAGUUACUGUGGCCUGAACUUGCCAAAGUCGCUGUACGCUAUGUGGGUUGUCCACCCAGCAUUGUACCAGCAGACACACUUUUUAGCACAUCAAGUCUCAGCUAUGCUCUGAAUCAGUCCCGGCCAUUGCUAGAAAAUCUUGAAGGACUUCUAUUUUUAAAGGUCAACCUUCCUUUGAUAUAUUUUCGGUAUUGAUGAUUGUGUAUUUAUAUUUGCAAGGCUGUUUCUUAGAACCUAGGACCACUGAUAUUUAAUUGAAUAAAAGAUUGCUUGAGUACUACUGUUGAGUACACUUUAUCACUGGAGUCUUAUUUCUGGUGAAAAGUUUUUUUUCAGGAAGGGAGGGUUAGCUAGCUAUAGGGUUAGUUAUUGUUUGUUGCUGUACAUUAAUUUCUUUUAGAAAAUGCAUUUUAACUUUGUCUUCUCUCUCCUUGUGCCUUAUACAAACUACUUCAGGACAACAUGCUGUAAAUAUUAACUGAUGUGCAAAGUCAUAGUCUUCUGAUUUAAAUGAUUUUAAAAAAAGUAAACCACAUGCUGAAUACUGUUUUUAUAUAAACACAUGGCCCAUAAUAAAUGCUGUGACUGAGAGAUGUUUUAAAUGCAUUUUAUUUAAUUCUGUGAUUUUUGAGGUACUGUUAGAACUUUGGUUAUUUUUAACCCUUUUGUUGAUGAUUGUUUUGUUUGUAUCUGUAAAAAAUAUUACAUAAUGUUGUACUUUUCAGGUUAAAAUGUUUUUAGAAAACUUGUCAAGAACAUUUUUUAUUUUUAUUUCUAAAAGAUUAAAUUAUGGGACGUCAAAAAAAUGUACUGUACAUUUUAUAAAUAAUUUCCAAAAUAUAAUUAGAUAGAGGAAUAGUUCAGACUGGAACAACUAGGGUUUUUUUUUUUUUCUUGUGGUAAUUUGUAAAUAAUAAAUUUUAUACUUUGAAGCCAUGUUGUGUUUAAAUUUGUUUCAGUUGUGUUUAAAAAAGUUUCAGGUCUUUGUCUUGUGAUUUUCCUUGAUUAUUGUCACCUUAUUUUUUAAUAUAUUUUCCAAAUCUGAUUGAUCUUGCUAAAUCUACUCUAUCUAAUUCCAAUCCAAACUGAGAAAUGUGGGGAAAGAGGUUUAGAUAUUAAUAGGACUUGGUUGUGUAAAAAAUAAUACAUAUAUUCAGGGGUGUAUUGGAGGAGACCAGAAAGUUACAAAGCACAUGAUUUGGGAAGGACAAUGAGCUGGGACUGAAACUCAUCAGCACUGUUGCAAUGUAUUUAAGAACUAUAAAAAGACUAGUUCCUGUAGAACUAAUGUAUGAUGUUAUGGUGAACUUAAGUAUAAUGAUUGCAGUACUGAGAAAAAAAAAGGAUGUGAUGAACAGGCCAUCUGUCCAGGGUGUUCUUCUGCCUUCAGCCAGAAAUGUUGAGAUGAACCUAUAUAGCACUAGUAAAAAAAAAAAAAAAAUAUGAAUAGUCUUUU